Messenger RNA from Anopheles nili, 4977 nucleotides. RefSeq names its product phospholipid-transporting ATPase ABCA3-like. The transcript has 8 exons. Bases 1 to 4977 code for a protein of 1658 amino acids. Gene Ontology annotation, cellular component: membrane; intracellular membrane-bounded organelle. The record is from RefSeq and is a predicted model, not a curated record. Gene Ontology annotation, biological process: transmembrane transport; lipid transport. Gene Ontology annotation, molecular function: lipid carrier activity; ATP binding; ATP hydrolysis activity. Lineage: Eukaryota; Metazoa; Arthropoda; Insecta; Diptera; Culicidae.
AUGAGCACUUCAGCCUGGGGCAAAUUCGUUUUGCUCCUGUGGAAGAACUGGAUCAUCACCAAGCGGCACUAUCUGCAAACAUUUUUCGAGAUCAUUAUCCCGUUACUAGCAUGCGUACUGUUAAUAGUGGUCCGGGGAUUAGUUGACGCGGAUGAAUUCGAAAAGCCCACCGUAUUCAAUCCUCUCGAGCUGAAUACGAUAUCACAUCUAAGGCUCAAUAAUGAAAUCGAUCCGCCUAUCAUCUACUCGGUGGCUUACUCGCCCGAGAAUCCCAUGCUGCAAAAUCUUGUGCAGCGGUCUUUGUCGUAUUUGGACGAAAAUUUACAAGUACUACCUUUUGCUAAUGCUCAAUCCAUGCAAGCGAAUCUUCAGGUGAACAACGUGCUAGUUGGCGUUGAAUUUCCAGAUGCCUAUGUUAGCCUAUCGCAGCUGCCAGAACAGACAAUAAUGUCAUUGCGUUAUCCAAGCGAGAUGAGAACGUUCCGUGAGACGGGAUCGGAGUUUUGGAACAACUGGCAAACGGAACGCCAGUUUCCUCCAUUUCAAGUACCAGGUGCACGUCAGUACGAACGUGACGAUGCUGGCUAUCCAGCGAAUUACUACAACGAAACAUUCCUUCAAAUUCAGAGUGCUAUUUCUAGAUCGAUUUUGCAAGAGCGAGCCCCUAACUUUCAAUUUCCGGACGUGUAUCUAAGUCGCUACCCGUACCCCCCGUUUUAUAGCGAUCUGUUGCUCACGGGGCUUGAGAAUUUGCUUCCAUUGAUCAUUGUGAUAGCAUUCUUUUACACCUGCAUUAACACGGUCAAGUACAUCACCGUGGAGAAGGAGCGUCAGUUAAAGGAAGCAAUGAAAAUUAUGGGCCUGUCUAGUUGGCUGCACUGGACGGCGUGGUUUGUGAAGUGCAUUAUUCUGCUGAUAAUUUCGAUAUCCAUGAUCACGAUCCUGCUUUGCGUUAGCAUAACGUCCAACACGGAUCUGGCGAUAUUUACCUUUUCCAACUGGUUUGCGAUUUGGUUCUACCUGUUCAUGUACAGCUUGGCAACGAUCACGUUCUGCUUUAUGAUGAGUACAUUCUUCUCCAAAGCGAACACAGCUUCCGGCAUCGCGGGGCUGAUGUGGUUUGUGUUUGUGAUGCCGUACAACAUCGCUUUCUCGAACUACGAUACAAUGUCACUGUCGGCAAAGCUAGCGCUUUGCUUAUUUCACAAUUCGGCCAUGUCUUUCGGGUUCAUGCUCAUCAUGCGCCACGAAGGCACCAGCAAUGGUUUGCAGUGGUCCAACAUGUUCGAUCCGGUGACGGUGGACGAUGACCUGAGUGUGGGGGCUACUAUGAUGAUGUUGCUGGCUGACACCGUGAUCUAUCUCGUGAUCGCACUAUACGUAGAGAAGGUGUUUCCGGGAGAGUACGGCGUGGCAGAACCAUGGUAUUUCCCCGUAACCAAGAAAUUUUGGACCAACAAGGUUGCUCCGGUUGAUGAUGCGAACAAUGAGCAGUUGCCAGACGAAAGCUCAAGCAAUGUGGAAGCCGAACCCGUGGGCAAGUAUGCUGGUGUUCGCAUCAACGGUCUCCGGAAGGUGUUCAACAAAACCAAGGUAGCUGUCAAAGGGCUGCACUUGAGCAUGUUUGAGGAUCAGAUUACGGUGCUACUGGGCCAUAACGGUGCAGGCAAGACGACUACCAUGUCGAUGUUGACGGGAGUGUUUUCACCCACCUCUGGGACGGCGCUCAUUAACAACUGCGACAUUCGGUCCAAUAUAGAAGGGGCACGUAAAUCUUUGGGCCUUUGCCCUCAACACAAUGUCCUGUUCAAUGAAAUGACGGUUUCGGAACAUAUUAAGUUUUUCGCUCGAUUAAAAGGCGUCGAAAGCAAGAACAUACCUCAGGAGAUAGACCAUUAUGUUUCGGUGCUACAGCUGGAAGACAAACGACACUCCCAGAGCCACACACUCUCCGGUGGCAUGAAGCGUAAGUUGGCCGUUGGAGUAGCCCUGUGUGGUGGUUCAAAGGUGGUGUUCUGCGAUGAGCCAACGUCCGGUAUGGAUCCAACUGCCCGUCGCGCGUUGUGGGACCUGCUUAUACAGGAGAAGAAGGGUCGCACUAUUCUACUAUCAACGCACUUUAUGGACGAAGCGGAUAUAUUGGGUGAUCGUAUUGCAAUUAUGGCCGACGGAGAGCUCAAGGCAGCAGGAUCAUCAUUUUUCUUGAAAAAACGCUUUGGAGUAGGCUAUCGUUUAAUCUGCGUUAAGGACGACGCGUGUGAUUCGAAGCGCGUCACAUCGCUGAUGCGACAGCACAUUCCCAAUAUCGAGGUGGACACGGACAUCGGUACGGAACUGUCAUACGUGUUGGACGACAACUACACGGCCGUGUUUCAACCGCUUCUGCAAGAUCUCGAGAAUCAUUCGGCAUCGAUUGGGAUCAGCAGCUACGGCAUCUCGCUGACAACACUGGAGGAGGUGUUCCUUCGCGUCGGUAGUGAUUCUCACGCGUUGGACAAAAAGGCUUACGAUCCAGAUUCUGCUCAAGCAAACGCGAUUGAGCCAUCGAAUGGUUCAACUGUCACACUUACCCUCGAGCCAGAUCAGAAGUUCAUCAGUGGAUUUCCUUUGCUGAUUAACCAGCUGCAGGCAAUGCUGCUCAAGAAAGCGAUCGCUACGAAACGUAGCUGGAUCGCGCUCCUGAUUCAGAUCUUUAUACCGAUCUUUUUUGUCAUCAUGACGAUCGUAAUUGUGCGUUCCUUUCCGGAUUCCCUAUCGCUGCCGCCACUAACUAUCGGUUUUAACAAUUACGAAACCACAGUAACGGUGCUAGAAGGUACGUCAAGUGACACGAGUAUAAUACAGGCGUAUCAGCAGCUUUUCGAAGGAACUGGCUCAGAUCAAACAUUGCUAACGAUCUCGGAGCCGAUGGUGGACUACAUUCUGCGACGAUACGAUCAAAAUCUACCAGAGGUUAACAACCAGUUCAUGGUAGGAGCGUCGAUCACACCAACCAACCAUACCAUUUGGUUCAAUGCUCAGAGCUUCCAUACGGCACCUCUAGCAGUGAACACGUUCUACAAUGCCAUGUUGCGUUCAGUCUGCUCCCAGUGUUCAAUUCUGCUGACCAACCAUCCACUGCCAUUCCGUCCUGAAACCAGGUUCACACAACUUCAGGGAGGCAACAAUAUGGGAUUCCAGCUUGCAUUCAAUACGGGUUUUGCGAUGGCGUUUGUUGCGGCGCUGUACAUCAUGUUCUACAUCAAGGAACGUGUUACCCGAUCGAAAUUGUUGCAGUUCGUAAGCGGCGCCAAUGUGCUCGGUUUCUGGAUGGUAUCAUUCCUCUGGGACUUCAUGACGUUCUUUGUGACGAUUAUGUUUUACGUUGCGGUACUGGCAGCGUUCCAGGAGGAAGGCUGGUCAACUGGAGAAGAAAUUGGCCGAGUGAUUCUCGUCAUGGUUGUGUUCGGAUUUGCCUUCCUGCCGUUCACUUAUCUUCUAUCGUUUGCAUUCGAUAUACCGGCUAGUGGAUUCGUCAGGGUGAUGAUACUAAACAUCUUCACGGGAACGAUCUUCUUCAUGACCGUGUUUCUGCUACUGUUCGAUGGAUUCGACCUGCAGCAUGUCGCCGAGGGUAUGGAGUGGGCCUUCAUGAUAUUCCCGCUGUUCGCCCUUAGUCAUUCGCUCAGUAAUAUGAACAUUGCCGUCGCAACGCAGCAGGUGUGUGAUACGCAGUGCGCGCUCAUUCCCAACUGCACGGCCCAGAUACUUUGCCAAGCAUUUCCCCCGUGUUGCAAUACCGAAAUAUUUACCUUCGAACGAACCGGGAUCAGUCGCAAUCUGAUAUAUCUUUUCGUGUUGGGUCUGGUUUCUUUCAUCCUACUCAUGUGUAUCGAAUAUCGUGUGAUUGACCGCGUUUUUCGACGUAAAUCAAAGCAGGCUGCCCCACCAAGCGAGUCGGAUGAUAUCGAUUCGGACGUCCGAUCGGAGAAACUACGCGUCCGCGGAUUCACGGAGGGUGAAAUUGUCGCCAACAACCUGGUCCUGCGGGAUGUUACGAAGUACUACAAAAAGUUUCUUGCUGUAAAUCAACUAUCGCUAGCAGUGGAGCAUUCGCAAUGUUUCGGCCUGCUGGGGGUGAAUGGCGCCGGUAAGACGAGCACCUUCAAGAUGAUGACCGGGGAUGAGAACAUCUCGUUCGGGGAGGCCUGGGUUAACGGAGUGAGCUUGAAGGCCAACAUGAACGAGGUGCACCGUCGCAUUGGCUACUGUCCCCAGUUUGAUGCGCUUAUCGACGACCUGACUGGGCGCGAAACAUUGAAAAUAUUUGCCCUUCUGCGAGGAAUUCCAAAGUCAGACAUAUCGACUCUCUCAAAUCGCCUGGCGGAGGAAUUGAACUUUGCCAAGCACAUUGACAAACAGACCAAAGCCUACAGUGGAGGUAACAAGCGGAAGCUAAGCACAGCCCUGGCCUUAAUGGGCGAUCCGGCUGUGGUAUAUUUAGACGAACCAACCACCGGUAUGGAUCCGGGAGCCCGACGACAGUUGUGGGACGUUGUAUGCAAGGAGCGAGCAGCAGGAAAAGCUAUCGUCCUAACGUCGCACAGCAUGGAGGAAUGCGAAGCGCUCUGCACCCGACUGGCCAUCAUGGUGAACGGCGAGUUCAAGUGCCUCGGAUCUACACAACAUUUGAAAAAUAAGUUCUCCAACGGGUACUUUCUGACGAUAAAACUAAAACGAACGGAAGGUUCCGGCGAAGAUCGCAUGAACGACGUUAAACAGUACAUUGAGCAGCAGCUUCCAGAAGCAGAAAUAAAGGAAGAAUAUCUAGAUUCGGUAACAUACCAGAUCCCUUCAGCAAACACACAAUGGUCGACUAUGUUCGGAAUCAUGGAGAACGCCAAGACAGUACUUGAUAUUGAAGAUUAUGCGCUUGGCCAGACUUCACUCGAGCAGGUGUUUCUGUUUUUCACAAAGUUCCAACGACAAACCGAUUAG